Messenger RNA from Prionailurus viverrinus (fishing cat), 3162 nucleotides. RefSeq names its product CD44 molecule (Indian blood group) (gene CD44). The record is from RefSeq and is a predicted model, not a curated record. The transcript has 18 exons. Gene Ontology annotation, biological process: cell adhesion; positive regulation of ERK1 and ERK2 cascade; inflammatory response. Gene Ontology annotation, cellular component: plasma membrane; macrophage migration inhibitory factor receptor complex; basolateral plasma membrane. Gene Ontology annotation, molecular function: hyaluronic acid binding; cytokine receptor activity. Bases 246 to 2435 code for a protein of 729 amino acids. NCBI's taxonomy places the organism in Eukaryota, Metazoa, Chordata, Mammalia, Carnivora, Felidae.
UGCUUAGUCACAGCCCCCUCGCUUGGGUGUGUCCUGCCCUCGCUCCCUCCCUCCCUCUUAGGUCACUCUUUCAGCCCUUGAAUAAAAACUGCACCCAACUUCCCAGGCGCCCUCAUUGCCCAGCCGGACCCCAGCCCCCGAUAGGCUCCGGCCGCCCAGCUCGCCCCGUGCUCCGCCGGCCCCCGCCCAGCGCACCGGACCCCACCCCCGGCGCCCCGCGCUCGCCCCCUCGGUUCGCUCUCACCAUGGACAAGUUUUGGUGGCGCCUAGCCUGGGGACUGUGCCUCUCGCAGUUGAGCCUGGCGCAGAUCGAUUUGAAUAUAACCUGCCGAUACGCGGGUGUGUUCCACGUGGAGAAAAACGGUCGCUACAGCAUCUCGAAGACGGAGGCUGCUGACCUCUGCAAGGCUUUCAACAGCACCCUGCCCACCAUGACCGAGAUGGAGGCAGCCCUGAGCAUCGGGUUUGAGACCUGCAGGUACGGGUUCAUAGAAGGCCACGUGGUGAUCCCCCGUAUUCACCCCAACUCCAUCUGUGCCGCAAACAACACCGGGGUGUACAUCCUCACAUCCAACACCUCCCAGUAUGACACGUACUGCUUUAAUGCUUCAGCUCCGCCUGGAGAAGAUUGUACAUCGGUCACACACCUGCCCAAUGCCUUUGAAGGACCAAUUACCAUAACCAUUGUUAACCGUGAUGGCACCCGCUAUACCCAGACGGGUGAAUACAGAACUAACCCUGAAGACAUCUACCCCAGCAACCCCACUGACGACGACGUGAGCAGUGGAUCGUCCAGUGAAAGAAGCACUUCGGGAGGCUACAGCAUUUUCCACACCCACCUUCCAACUGCCUACCCGACCCAGGACCAAGACAGUCCCGGGGCGUCCGACAACCCAGAGAAUCCCCCCAUCACCAUUACUUCAACUGUGCACUCAAACAGCCACGCAGCAGUUCAGGAGCAAACUAAUUGGAUGUGGUCCUGGUUGGGUAACUCACAGCCUAAGACUCAGGAUCACACAACAGCUGCAACAACAGGUACGGAUUCAAAUAUCAUCUCAGCAGGCUGGGAACCAACUGAAGAAAACGAAGAUGAAAGAGACAAACACCCCAGUUAUUCUGGAUCAGGCAUUGAUGAUGAUGAAGAUUUUAUCUCCAGUACCAUUUCAACCACACCACGGCUUUUUAACCACCCAAAACAGAACCAGGAUCGGACCCAAUGGAGCCCAGGCGAAUCGAAUCCAGGAGUGUUACUUCAGACAACUGCGAGGAUGACUGAUGUGGACAGAAGCAGCACCAUUGCUAAUGGAGAAAGCUGGACCCGUGAACCACACUCUCCUAUCAUUCACCAUGAGCGUCAUGAUGAAGAGGAGACCCAGCAUUCUACGAGCCCAACCCCGGCCCAUGACAGCCAUCCAGACCAAAGAAUGACAACGCAGAGUCAAGAGGACAGCUCCUGGACUUACUUCUUCGACCCAAUCUCACAUCCAAUGGGACGAGGUCAUCAAACAGAAAGAUGGAUGGAUAUGGACUCCAGCCAUAGUACAACACUUCAACCUUCUGCAGAUCCAAAUACACAUUCGGUGGAAGAGUUGGACAGGACAGGACCUCUUUCCGUGACGACUCAGCAGAGUAAUACUCAGAGCUUCUCUACAUCACAUGGAGACUGGGAAGAAGAUAAAGACCAUCCAGUGACUUCUACUCCAACAUCUAGCAGUAAGGAUGAUAGGACUGAUGGCAGAGGUGGAAGAAGAAGUGGACAUCUUCCUGAAGACUCAGCUACUUCAGUGGAAAGUUAUACUUCUCGGUCCCCAGCCACAAAGGAACCCAGGACCCUCAUCCCAGUGACCCCUGCUAAGACGGGGGUCCCUGAAGUUACUGAAGUUAAUAUUGCUGGAGAUUCCGACUCUAAUGUUGAUCGUUUCUUUUCAGUGGUGGCGGUGGUGAUGGCGGAGAUGAUGAUGGCGGUGGCAUUGGGGCUGCUCGUAUUGGCGUUUCAGCGAAUGCUAUUUUCAGAAGACCAAGACUCGCCAGUUCACCCCAGUGGGAGGUCCCAUACGACUCAUGGAUCAGAAUCAGCUGGACACACAAGUGGAAGUCAAGAAGGUGGGCCGAACACGACCUCCGGUCCUAAGCGGAAACCUCAAAUUCCAGAAUGGCUCAUCAUCUUGGCCUCCCUCCUGGCCUUGGCUUUGAUUCUUGCCGUCUGCAUUGCCGUCAAUAGUCGAAGAAGGUGUGGGCAGAAGAAAAAGCUGGUAAUCAACAACGGUAAUGGAGCGGUGGAGGAGAGAAAGGCAAGUGGACUCAACGGAGAGGCCAGCAAGUCUCAGGAGAUGGUGCACUUGGUGAACAAGGAGUCCUCAGUGACCUGCGAUCAGUAUAUGACAGCCGAUGAGACGCGGAACCUGCAGAAUGUGGACAUGAAGAUUGGGGUGUAGCGCCUACACCGUGGUCACCUGGGAAAGAAAUGGCCGUUGGAGACACAACCAAUUCGAGGAGCUGGGACACUUCACAGAUGCAAUGUGCUACUGAUUGUUUCAUUGGGGGAUAUUUUUUUUAGUAUAAAAUUUUCUACUCCUUUUUGUUUUUGUGUUUUUUUUUUAAGUCAGGUCCAAUUUAUAAAAACAGCAUUGCUUUCUGAAAUGAGGGCCAAAUUAAUAAGCCACAAAAAUUUAACUGUUCCAGUUCCCACCUAGAAGCCUCCAUCCCCUAGGAUAUGCUAUGCAUGGCUUCUAACAAAAGCCGCCAAUACAUCUUUCUGAUCCCCAGCCUUCCCUCCACUCCCCCACCUAGGCAACAGCCACCUGCCAGGGACAUCCCACAGGACUAAGAGGGAUUUGUCCCUGGGAGGAAAUUUGGAUGGGCCCUUAUCCCCUCUCCUGCAGCCCGUUCCCUGAGAAUUUCUUUCCAGCAGGGUAGGGGGUCAGAAUGUACUGGUUACACAUCCCCUUCUACAGACCUGGAAAUUUUUCAGAUGCUUCUGGGGAAAUACCCAAAAGGUGAAGCUAUUUAUCUGUAGGAAGCUAUUUAUCUGUGUUUUUGAAAUAUUAAACCCUGGAGGUCCUUUGAUCAGUAUGAUUCUUUUUUUUUUUUUUUGGUUACUUUGUCAGAGGCAUAAAGGGUUUAAGCUGUUCAUAAUAAACAUCUGUACUUCCUCCACCAUAA